UGGGAGGAACUCAGCUACAGAGGAGGAGUCCAUCCUGUGCUGGCCGGUCCGAUAUAUAGUAAGGGUAGAAUGGAUGGUAACAAAUGUAAUAAGGCAUCGAUCACAGUAAAUAAUCAAAUGAGUUGAGCAGGUUAAAGGCUGAGGUAUUAAACUAGCUGGUAGUAGGAUAUCAAAAUGAAGAGAUGUAUAACAUGCAAUUCAGAGGGACAGCCAGCUGAUUUCAGUAAUUAGUUUGACUUCCUGGCAGGAAUUGAGCUAAUUCGCAUAUUCAGGUGAUUUGAACAAAAUACUGGGGAAGACAUUUACUUUCUGAACCUAGAUUUUCCACCUCUCAGUUUGCUAUACAAUAGUUAUAAGGUACUGUACCAGGGGUCAUGAAAAAUGAAUUUUAAAAAACGAUCCCUUGAACAUGAGACAAUCCCUGGUGAAUAACAGGGAUGGUCGGGGUGAUGUUGGUGGCCGGGUAAAUCUCUUUUAUGAAAGAGGACGGGUUGCCCAGCUCGCUGUGGGGCCCUGUUUGUUUUGGCAGAGUCCCGCUGGCUCUCCAGGGCUGGCACAGGGUCCCGCCUGCAGCUUGUUGUCCGCUGGCCCACCGCGGGACAAUUUAUGCUGACUGGCCUGUCCCGCCAUGAGAUAAUGGCAUUCCAGAGAGAUCCAGGCUAAAGCCCCUCUUUCUGCUCUACAGGUAUAUAUAGAGGGGGCGUACGGGGCGGAGGGACACUCGACUGCUCUGCCCCUCCUCUUCGCCUCCGUUUCCAAAAGUGCCAGCACUCAGAGAGACGCCAGGCCAGACACCAUGGAUAUCACCAUCCAGCACCCCUGGUUCAGACGGCCCCUUGGAUCCAUCUACCCCCCUCGCCUGUUCGACCAGUAUUUCGGGGAGGGUAUGUUCGAGUACGACUUCCUGCCCUACGCCACCUCCACCAUCAGCCCUUACUACAGGCACUCCCUCUUUCGCAACCUUCUGGAAUCUUCCAACUCCGGCAUCUCUGAGGUGAGAUCCGACAGGGACAAGUUCACAGUCUACCUGGACGUGAAACACUUCUCGCCCGAGGAAAUCAGCGUCAAGGUCAUGGACGACUACGUCGAGAUCCAGGGGAAGCACGGCGAGAGACAGGAUGACCAUGGCUUUGUCUCGCGCGAGUUUGUCCGCCGUUACCGCCUGCCCUCCAGCGUGGACCAAUCAGCAGUCACCAGCACGCUGUCCUCCAACGGCCUGCUCAUCAUCUCUGGGCCAAAGGUCACCUCAGGACCAGAGAGCGUCCGCAGCGACCGCAACAUCCCAGUCGUCCGCGACGACAAGACCAGCUCCACACCCUCUUCUUAGGGGGGUGGGCGUGUCCCUUCAGCUGGCGCGUAGCAGAGAGGGCGUGAGGGAACGGCAGUUGCC
Messenger RNA from Anguilla anguilla (European eel), 1390 nucleotides. Its product is annotated as alpha-crystallin A chain-like. Gene Ontology annotation, molecular function: protein folding chaperone; structural constituent of eye lens. Gene Ontology annotation, biological process: protein refolding; response to heat; lens development in camera-type eye. The record is from RefSeq and is a predicted model, not a curated record. The transcript is spliced from 3 exons. The coding region runs from base 797 to 1327 and encodes 176 amino acids. Lineage: Eukaryota; Metazoa; Chordata; Actinopteri; Anguilliformes; Anguillidae.